Molecule: messenger RNA, 3932 nt
Organism: Pungitius pungitius (ninespine stickleback)
Lineage: Eukaryota; Metazoa; Chordata; Actinopteri; Perciformes; Gasterosteidae
Gene: rnf31
Product: ring finger protein 31
Exons: 23
Coding region: 211-3618 (1135 amino acids)
Biological process (GO): protein linear polyubiquitination
Cellular component (GO): LUBAC complex
Molecular function (GO): zinc ion binding; linear polyubiquitin binding; ubiquitin protein ligase activity
Source: RefSeq, a predicted model, not a curated record
GUCACCGUUAGAUAACACAGCUCGCGGAAGCUGGGUCUGACCCCCCCGCGAACAGCAGCGCCGGGAUUUCACCGUAACGCAGACAAAACCGACCGCUGCCACCUCCCGUCGCCCCGCACACAGCGCCGAUAUCCGGGGAGCUCAGCCCGCGAGGAAUCGAACCUUUCUGUCCGUCUAGUCGCGAGCAUCACACGUGCACGCGGGCUGCAGAUGCCGUCUCUCUCGGAGCAGCUGCAGGAGGUGCGGAGCCGGGCGGAGGUGUGUCUGUACUCCGGCGGCCGGGCGGGGGAGGUGCGGGUCGGGGUGGUGGCCAUGGCGAAGCUGGCCCUGCCGCCCGGCUUCAAAUACCGCCACAUCGCCGCGGAGACCAUGGUGGUAGACAACAGCCUGGGCAGCAACAGGAAGGAGACCCUUGCAUCUCUCCAGCGCUUGUCUACAGCAUUGAACAUCCUAGAGAAGUAUGGCUGUAACCUGACAAAUCCCAACAGGCCAAAGUACUGGAGGACAGUGAAACACAACAACCCGGUGUUUAGGGCCACUGUUGACGCUAUUCAGGGAGGACGAGCAGUGCUCUGUCUCUAUGGUUACUCCAAUCAGCUGGCAGACGGGCUCAGCUUCCCUGAUGAUGUCACGGAUCCUGAUGUGGGCUGCGUUGCUGCGGUAACGCUGGAAGUGAUGAGUCUGAGGAUCGAGCUCGAAAUGCUUAUAAAGGAAGCUCAUCCCCACCCUGAUUUCUAUGAGAGAAUCAUUCCUACACUAAGACACAAGGAUGUGGGUCUCAACACUGACGCUGUGAUCUGCCACUUCUCCUCCUCUUCAAGCCACUCAGGCGGUCAGACCAAGUCACUGGCUCUCCCGCUGCACCACCACUCCUCUAGGGAGAGAAGUGGUGGGAAGUCCCUGUCCUCCAAUCACCAAAGUCUCACGUCCAUCCCCAUCUCCUCGAACAAGCACCCAGAGAACUGCACUAUCUGUGGGAUAUUCCGCAUCUCUGCUCACUGCCUCACCUGCCUCCAGGGCCUGUGCUCAGAAUGUGACAGACUGUACCACUCCAACCCGAAGAGGGCCGACCACCGGCGAACAGCUGUCUCGUCAUCGUCAUUGUCGUCAACAUCCUCCCAAAACAGGAGUCCCAGUUCUUCCACCUGGCGUUGCCUUCACUGCACCAAAGUGAACUCCAUCCAGGAUGUGCUGUGUGAGGAGUGUGAGCAGCCGCGCCUGGAGCCGAUCGGCUCGAAAGCAGAAGAGUCUCAGCCUGCCACCAUCACAGAGUGGCAGUGUAAGAGCUGCACCAUGGUGAACGCAGCCAGCAGCAUUCUGUGCAAAGUGUGUGAGAGACCUCGUUUGGCCACACGGCCUCCAGUGACCCCGUCGCAUCCACCCAUAACGCCCCCUAGACCACCAGCACCAGUGCUGGGCAUGCCGGGUGACCCGGACAGCCAGUGGGUGUGUCAGUUCUGCACCUACCUCAACUACUCCCCCGCCACGGUGUGUGACAUGUGUGACCUGGCUCGUCCAGAGCCCGCCCCCCUGCCCGCAAAGCUCCGCCCUCCCUCCCCGGUCAGACGUGUCCCCGCGCUGCCGAUCAGACCCAAACAGCACCCCCCCGAAGACCUGGAGUCCUGCAGGCAGAGGCUGAUGAAGGAGGAGGGACUGAAGCUCAUUCAGUUGAUCAGAGAUGGUGAGAAGAAAGGAGUGAGUCCAGAGGAGGUGUACACGAGCAGAAGAGCAGCAGAGGGCAGCAGCAUCCUGCCGUGUAGGUGGUUAAAGGCGGAGCUUCCUCUGCUGCUGGACCAGAUCCGGACGUCAGUGGCGACCUUUCCCCUUCAGUCCGUGUGUGGCCACAACGCAGCAGAGCACCCAAGCAGGUCGUGUGAAGCGCCUGCCGAGGAGGCCGCGAGAGCAGCGCAAAGUGCCACUGGCGUCCAGCUGUCCAGAGCGGAGGCCAAGCAGGCCUGGCUGAGAGCGGGGGGCGACAGCGAGCGCGCUGCCAGGCAGGCCCUGAGAGACCGGCUCACCAAGGUGAAGGAGCUCUGUGCGCUGGGCUUCAGCAACGAGGCUCGCUGCCACGAGGGGCUGAGGCAGAGCGGCGGCGAGGUGAGGGGGGCCCUGGCCCUGCUGCAGCGACCACUCCUGGAGCCAUUCCACAAGCACAUCUGGAGUGACAAGCCCGAGCCUCCCGUGGACAUCCAUCACCCUGACAAGCAGCGCGUAUGUCGGAGGUUGCUCGCGGUGUACGACCUCCCCAGCUGGGGCCGCUGUGAGCUGGCCCUGUCGCUGCUCCUUGAGCACAGCGCCCCCUACUCACUGGAGGACGUGGUGCAGGCUGUGCGAGAGUCCCACGACAGAGAGUUCAUCAAGCGCGUGCUGGCUAAGGAGUGUCCCAUCUGCCUCUCUGUCUUCCCCCACAGCAAGAUGCAGUCUCUGACGUCCUGUCAGUGCUCCGUGUGCUGUGGGUGCUUCCAGCAACACUUCACCAUCGCGGUCAGGGACAAACACAUCAGAGACAUGGUGUGUCCGGUCUGCUGGGAGCCGGACAUCAACGACCCCGAACACCUCAACAGCUACUUCUCCACCCUGGACAUCCAGCUGCGGGAGUGUCUGGAGCCAGAGGUCUACGAGCUGUUCCAUAAGAAGCUGACGGAGCAGGCCCUGAUCAAGGACCCCAAGUUCCUCUGGUGCUGCCAUUGCUCAUAUGGGUUCAUCUACGAUGGAGACCAGCUGAAAGUCACCUGUUUCCAGUGUCGCAACAGUUUCUGUGCUCAGUGCAAGAAGCCUUGGGAGUCCCAGCAUGCCGGUCUGUCCUGUGAACAGUACCAGUCGUGGAAGAGAGAGAAUGACCCCGAGUACCAGAGACAGGGCCUGGCCGGCUACCUCCGAGACAACGGCAUCAGUAAGCACGACAGCAAACUAAUCGCCAUGGCGAUGUUUCAGUUUGUUCCCUUUGAUUGGUGGGAACGGCCCACGGGUUGCAGAAGUGUGUUCAUUUGUAGCUUGCUGCUGACGCUCCCUUCCCCUCUGGUCCCUGCAGCCUGUCCUAACUGUCGCUUUCAGUACGCGCUGUCCAAAGGGGGCUGCAUGCAUUUCUGCUGCUCGCAGUGUCGCUACCAGUUCUGCAGCGGCUGCAACAACCCGUUCCACACCACGUGUGCUGUGGACGAAUGCAGUGUGUCUGGGUUACACGCCCAUCAUCCCCGGGACUGCCUCUUCUACCUGAGGGACUGGGAACCUGCCCGACUGCAGGCUUUACUGGAGAACAACGCAGUGACCUUCAACACUGAACCGCCCCCUGGAACACAGACAGGUCUGUGUGGGGUGAUCGAGCAGAAGGAUGAGGGCGGCCAGCAGCCAGAUUCAGCUUGUGGAGCUCAAACCCAACCCGGACAUGCUGGACUCUGCGAGAAGCAUUACCGGGAGUACCUGGUCAGCCUAAUCAACAGCCAUUCCAUUGACCCCGCCCCCAUCUACAGCUCCAACGAGCUGCUGCUGGCCUGCAAGAGGUACAAGGUGGACGACAGCCGCAGGGACGGAGAGGACGGCUUCACCUACUUCAGCCGGCUGCUCAAGAAGCUGAUGGAUGAAGUACCGCUUGGCGACAAGGUGCCACGCAAGAAGUAGGGAACCAACUCCCUGCUUCCUCCCUCUGAUGCAGGCCCCAGCGCUCCAAUCACAAUCCUGUGUUCGCUGCUCAUUUAUUUGUCUUAUUGUGUGUGAAAUGAAUGACUAUCUUUAGUGCAUGUUAAAACUUGACAUGUGGGUAUUGUAGCAGUAUUUACAGGUUAUUUUGCCGUUGACGUAUUUGUUGCAAAGCAGAGUUAUUGAACUAAUCUGAUUGGGUGGUAUGCACAACCUGAAUGUGAACUUGUGUUGAACAAAUGAUUUAACAUGCAUGUGAGGCCUGUACUGCUGAAAAUAAAUGCUCUUACAUAUCA